Molecule: messenger RNA, 2168 nt
Organism: Thamnophis elegans (Western terrestrial garter snake)
Lineage: Eukaryota; Metazoa; Chordata; Lepidosauria; Squamata; Natricidae
Gene: CNTF
Product: ciliary neurotrophic factor
Exons: 2
Coding region: 25-639 (204 amino acids)
Biological process (GO): positive regulation of tyrosine phosphorylation of STAT protein; ciliary neurotrophic factor-mediated signaling pathway; astrocyte activation
Cellular component (GO): axon
Molecular function (GO): ciliary neurotrophic factor receptor binding; cytokine activity; growth factor activity
Source: RefSeq, a predicted model, not a curated record
CUCCUGCUUUCUCCCCUGCGGGCGAUGGCUACCUCGGAGCGGCAGCCCGGCACCUCUCCAUACCGGGACUCGUGGCGUCAGACCGUUCUUCUCCUGAGGAAGAUGCGCUCCGAUGUCAGCAGCCUCCUGGAAUGCUACGCUGCGAAGCAAAAUCUGGUAGAACCCUUCAACUUUGAUCUGAUCGAUGUUGAUUUGAUCGAUGGAGUACCUCUAGCUGAUGUUGAAGAAUGGAGUGAGAUUGCAGAUGCUGAGCGUCUGGGGAGCAACUUACAAGCUUAUUGGGCAUUUCAGAUUCUGUUGGAUCAAAUCUUGGAAGAGCAGAGAACUGAUUUAACCCCUGAGGAUGUAGCUUUCCAUGAAUCUAUCCAAUCAGUUUUGCUGCAAGUUUCUGCUUUAGCUUACCAACUGGAGGAGCUGAUGGUAACGCUGAAGCACAAUGUGCCAGCUAAAGAGGUAAAAAAUACAAAAAAUCCCGAUGAAAACAGCUUAUUUGAAAGGAAAAUAAGGGGCAUGAAGGUGCUACAGGAGCUUGCCCAAUGGACCGUGAGGUCAGUCCGAGACCUUCACAAAAUCUCUAUGUCUGUUCAGGCAUCACCCACCACUGAGAGUGACAACGUGACUCAGGCCCAGGAAAAAUAAGGAUUCUGUUGGAUUCUUAAGCUUCUUUAAAACAGCAUCUCUCCCUCGUUUGUGGUACUUAGAUUGAAGCAGUAUGGCCAGCAUGAGCAUGUGGAGAAGAUUGGAAUGAGUUCCCCUCCCAUCCAUAUUAGUCUAUACAGGAUGCAGCCCAUUCCUGAGGAGUGAAGAAUUCCAAGAAUACCAGUACUGCUUGGUGACUCUAGGCUUGUAGUCUUGUUGUGCUAUAAGGUUUAUUUGCAAAUAUAUGCAGCUGAGCACCCGAUGAGUAUUCAUAAUAUUAACACUCAAAUGGAUUCCUGUUUCCUGGGAGUUCUGCCAGGAAACUCUCUUUGCCUCUGUCUAGUUCCAACCUAGACUAAUUCUGUGCUCCGUACAUACCAUCCACUAAUCUCCUCCCCGUGAUUCUUCAAGGAGGAAAGACUCAUCCUCAAAGUUAUUGCCAGUGUGUUUCUGGUUGCCUUCUUCUUUGCUGAGAACUUAACCAUGACUAGCAAAAGCCCCUAUGUUAGCUUUUAAGGAACACUGCCUUGGGGCAGUGAUUUUCCAAGUAUGGCUCACAGAGGCUCAUGUGAUAGUGUGUUGCAAUCUCCCAGUGCCACUUCAGCCCAGUGGUGUACUUAGCAUGUCUGAUGCCCAAAGCAGAUCAUUUUAUCACCUCUCUCCUUUGUCACCAAGAACUACUUUGGUGUAGGGUCCUGUCAUAGGCAUGAAGCCGGCUGGGUCACUCACUCUCUCGUACCCGUAGGGAGAAAGCAGUGGCAAACCACUUCUGAAAAUGUUGGCAACACAACUGCAAACGGAACUUGUCAAAAUCUGACUUUAAGGCACACCCUUUUUCUUCAUCACUACUGCACCUGCCAAUUGUUAUUUAUCAGAUUAGCAUGUUGGAACAGUAACCAAGAUCCACACCUGUAGCUGGCCUCCUUGUCAUCUUUGGCAGCCCUCCCCUUGUGUCUUACCUGGGGGAGGGGGUGGAUUGCUCUCCCACCCCUUCCAUAGUAUUGUUUCAGUUGGGCGUCUGUCUAUUUUUCAGUAGUUGGGUGGCCUAAAUCAAUGUGUGGAUGGGUGGGGAAUGUCAAGGAUGGAAAAUGUCAAAUCUGCCCUGGCAAGCCACUUUCCGGAGUCAACUCUCUACUUAGCUACUGCCUCAAGUGAUAAAGAAAUACCUGAUUUUGGAUUACAUUUUUGGUACAAAUUUGACAUUUACAGCAAAAAUCUAGGGGAUGGGAAGACAUACAGAAAUACAAGUAUAUAACCAUAUUUUUAUUUGCCAAAAAAGGCAAGAUUCCAUGUUCUUAAGGACAAAAGCAUAAGGUGUCUGUUUAACUGGAUGGUCAUCACAUUUUCUCUGAAUUGUUUCUUCAGAUGGCCAUGAUUUCAGAAAGUCUGAGAAACACAGCACUGGGGCAACCAUACCGAGGCCCUACUUAAAGAAAGUGUUUCCUCCCUCAGAAGUUACAGGCAGAAUUCAAACAUGCACAGUGAUGACCCACAGUGGUUAGAGUGCCGUACUGCAGGCUACUUCUGCU